GUUCAGCAACAGGUUCACCCAAACCUUUCGGCAAAGGAAGAUUCCCUUUAUUAUAUCGAGGAGUUGAUACUUCAGCUGCUAAACAAACUAUGCAUUGCUCAGCCACGGACUGUCCAAGAUGUAGAGGAACGUGUUCAAAAGACGUUUCCUCAUCCAAUAGACAAGUGGGCGAUUGCCGAUGCACAGUCUGCUAUAGAGAAACGGAAAAGAAGAAACCCUCUCCUGCUGCCCGUGGACAAGAUACAUCCUUUAUUAAAGGAGGUCCUAGGUUAUAAAGUGGAUUACCAUGUCUCCCUGUAUAUUGUGGCUGUCUUAGAAUACAUCUCAGCUGACAUUUUAAAACUGGCUGGAAAUUACGUUUUCAAUAUUCGGCACUUUGAGAUCUCCCAGCAAGACAUAAAAGUAUCAAUGUGUGCUGAUAAGGUUUUAAUGGACAUGUUUGAUCAGGAUGACAUUGGUUUGGUUUCUCUCUGUGAAGAUGAACCUUCUUCUUCUGGGGAGCUCAACUACUAUGACCUAGUGAGAAACGAAAUUGCAGAAGAAAGACAAUAUCUGCGGGAGUUGAAUCUGAUAAUAAAAGUAUUUCGGGAAGCUUUCUUGUCUAACAGAAAGCUGUUCACACCAAAUGAUAUCGAUGUGAUAUUUAGCAACAUUUCAGAUAUUCAUGAGUUGACUGUGAAGCUUUUGGGAUUGAUCGAGGAUACUGUCGAAAUGACAGAUGAAAGUAGCCCUCAUCCUUUGGCUGGCAGCUGCUUUGAAGAUCUUGCAGAAGAACAAGCCUUUGAUCCUUACGAAACCUUGUCCCAGGAUAUUCUCUCCCCGCAGUUUCAUGAGCAUUUUAAUAACUUAAUGGCAAAACCUGCUGUUGCUCUCCAUUUUCAGUCUACUGCUGAAGGGUUUAAGGAAGCUGUGCGAUACGUCCUCCCACGCCUCAUGCUCAUCCCAGUCUAUCACUGUUUGCACUACUUUGAGUUACUACAGCAACUGCAGGAGUGCAGCGAAGACGAGGAGGAUCGGGAGUGCUUGAAACAGGCCAUCACCGCCCUGCUGACCCUGCAGUGCAGCAUGGAGCGCAUCUACAGCAAACACUCGCCGCGGCGGCGCCCGGGGGAGCCAGUCUGUCGCUUCUAUAACCGCCAAAUAAGAAGCAAGCAUUUGGCCAUCAAGAAAAUGAAUGAAAUCCAGAAAAAUAUUGAUGGCUGGGAAGGCAAGGAUAUCGGGCAGUGCUGCAACGAGUUCAUAAUGGAAGGUGCACUGACAAAAAUAGGAGCCAAGCAUGAGCGCCACAUCUUCCUCUUUGAUGGUUUGAUGAUCAGUUGUAAAACCAAUCACGGCCAGUCCCGGCUUCCCGGCUACAGCAACGCGGAGUAUCGCCUUAAAGAAAAAAUCACCAUGCGGAAAAUACAGAUUCUGGAUAAAGACGACACGUGUGAGUACAGACACGCUUUCGAACUCGUUUCUAAGGAUGAGAACAGCAUCCUGUUUGCCGCCAAGUCUGCCGAGGAGAAGAGCAACUGGAUGGCCGCGCUCAUCGCGCUGCAGUACCGCAGCACGCUGGACCGCAUGCUGGACGCGGUGCUGCUGCAGGAGGAGAACGAGCAGCCGCUGCGGCUGCCCAGCGCCAGCGCCUACCGCUUCGUGGUGGAGGACUCCGAGGAGAACAUCGUCUUCGAGGACAACCUGCAGAGCAGGAACGGGAUCCCUAUCAUUAAGGGAGGAACCGUGGUGAAAUUAAUUGAAAGGUUAACCUACCACAUGUAUGCAGAUCCUAAUUUUGUACGUACCUUCCUUACCACGUACCGCUCCUUUUGCAAGCCCCAGGAACUGCUGAGUUUGCUGAUUGAAAGGUUUGAAAUCCCGGAGCCCGAGCCCACCGAAGCGGACAGGCAGGCCAUCGAGAAGGGGGAGCAGCCCAUCGGCGCCGACCUCAAGCGCUUCCGCAAGGAAUACGUCCAGCCAGUCCAACUCAGAAUAUUAAACGUUUUUCGGCACUGGGUAGAACACCAUUUUUAUGAUUUUGAGAGGGAUCUGGAGCUGCUGGAGAGGUUGGAGACGUUCAUUUCGAGUGUAAGAGGAAAAUCCAUGAAGAAGUGGGUGGAAUCGAUUGCUAAAAUCAUCAAGAGAAAGAAAGCCCAAGCCAACGGCAUUAGCCACAACAUCACGUUUGAGAGCCCGCCGCCCCCGGUCGAGUGGCACAUCUGGCGCAUCGGGCACAGCGAGAGCCUCGACCUCAUGACGCUGCAUCCCAUAGAAAUCGCCCGGCAGCUGACGCUCCUGGAGUCGGACCUGUACAG
Molecule: messenger RNA, 2294 nt
Organism: Tinamus guttatus (white-throated tinamou)
Lineage: Eukaryota; Metazoa; Chordata; Aves; Tinamiformes; Tinamidae
Source: RefSeq, a predicted model, not a curated record